UACAAGAAAAAUCACUGUGAUAUUUUAAGAGUCUAAAAUAUAUAUAUUUAUAGAUCAUCAGAAGUUCGCAAGUAAAGCACCUAGCUUAGGCUAACUGCAUCUUGUGAACACUCAGUGGUUGUGUGUAGGCGACGACAAUGAUAACGCUAGCACAGCUGAUGAUUUUUGUUGGAUUCCUGAUAAUUGUUCUAGCACUCGUGAAACUUUUUGUUCUUAUCCGGGGAAAUGAACCGUCGCUUGCGCAGUUUCCAACUAAAUAUCCUGACGAUAAAAACAAGGGCAAAGUUGUGGAUUAUUAUGAUGCUGCCAUUGUGGGGGCUGGGCCUGCAGGUGCCACUUGUGCCUAUUACUUAAGUAAGGCAGGAUGGAAGGUGUUGCUGCUGGAGAAGAAAAAGUUUCCAAGGGACAAGUACUGUGGAGAUGCAGUGUGCAAGACUGGCAUUGAAAUUUUGAUCGAAAUGGGCAUCUAUGACUCACUAAUCACACAGAACAAAGCUCAUGUAUCUGACAGUGGUGGAAUGGUGAGUCCCGCAGGCCUGUCUUUCAUUGGCCGCAGCAAAGAGGGAUUAGGUGGUGUACCUGCAGCCAUUGCCAUCAAACGCACUCACCUGGACGAGGCUAUUGCAAAAGCUGCAAAAAGGAUAGGUGCAGACUUAAGAGAAGAAGCUCCAGUCAAAGAUGCUAAACUUGACAAAGAGGCUGGCUUAUGGACAAUUUCCAUUGAAGAUGAUGAGAGAACUUUCAGAUCAAGGGUCUUGGUGUGUGCAGAUGGUGCACCUUCUAAGUUAGCUACAGAACUUGGACUUGUAACAAGGCCACCAGACAGCACUUGCUCCAGAGCCUUUGUUGAGGGAGGGACUCACCGUUUUAAUGCUGACGGUGUAGUAUUCUACAACAAAGAGAUGCUACCAGGCUAUUCUGCACUGUUCCGACACCCCAAUGAUGAGCUCAACUUUUGUUGCUACAUCAUCCCUGGCAAUCCAAAAGUACGAAGUGAAGACCUUGCCUAUUGGCACAACUAUCUUUUGGAAAAGGACCCUGCCAUCACCAAGGCUCUAGGGGACAGAUACAAGAUUGAACGCAUGAAAGCAGCCAGCCUUCGACUUGGUGGUGAGAAGCAGUCAUCAGGGGAUCAUGUUCUUGUUGUGGGAGAUGCUGCAGGCAUGAUUGACCCUCUCACAGGGGAGGGAAUCCACCAUGCGAUGGAAGGUGGGAAGAUUGCAGCAGAGUUUCUGGGAGAAGCAUUUAUGCAGGGGAAUUAUGAUUCAGAAGCAAUGCGCAUUUAUCAUGGAAGAUGGAUGAAGCGUUUUGGUUACGACUUUAAAUGGUCGAUGAUGUUCUGUCAGCUACUAUACAGAUUUCCAAUUUUAGUGGAUGCUGCCACUGCAGCAGUGCAGCGAAAAGGAGAAAAAUUUCUUCUGAAAUGGGCCGACAUUAUGACAGGUCGGGUGCCCAAGAUUACUCUGCUUUUUCCGGAGUACAGUCUUGUUAUUACAUAUGAGCUUCUGCUAAUCAUCAUCAAACGUCUGUUUGGAUGGAGGCAACACUCCCCAGCUGCACAAAAGAAUGAAUAAUUUAAUGAAAUCCAAGAUAAACUGCCAGGGACUUUACUGUAACCCUGUCCACGAGCAUGGCUAACGCGUCGGGCACAAACGGCUAUUUCUGCUGUAAAAGUAAACAUAUCAGCUGUAUGUGAACAUGGAUGAAUGGUUGUUGGUUAAGUCAGUUUACUUUUGUAUUUCAAGUCUGUAAAGCACUUUGAGCAAAUGAUGGAAAAUUGCUAUAUCAUUAUUAUGAGCUACAAAAUCAGCACCAUCUGCCACACUAUGUGCUACCAACACUUGUGUGCAUUUGUUUUGGGCUUGAUUACUUCAACUCCUUGCUGGCAGGCUGCCCCUAGUACCCUCCAGAAAGUACAGAGCUCCGCUGCACGUCUUGUGCUUAGAACCAGGAAGCGGGUCCAUGCCACCCCUCUCCUGUUUUCUACACUGGCUCGCAUCCAGUACAGUCUCUCCUCUUCGUUUUGUCCACUGGUUACCGUGCAUUUCAUAGAACUGUCCAUUGUUGUGUUAUAAUUUCUUUGCAGGCUCCUGCCCUAUUUUUCUGAACUUCCCUUAUAUUCCAACCAGACAACUCCCUUUUGCAUCUGAUGAUUGUCUCCUAUUUCUAUGACCAGAAAAAGUCACAGGAUUUUUUUAGUCACUGUGCAGCAAAACAAUGAAACUCUUUUCCCUUCCAUAUCUGCCACCUAUCCGCAAAAUCUUUUAAAUGUGCAAUGAAAAACGCACCUCUAUCUUGAUCAUCUUCAAACUCCCUUGCUUGCAGAAUUACCGUACUGUCAGUCCUUGUUACCAUUUUCCGCUUUUCAUUUUUUGUUCUUCAUGUCUUUUAUUAGUCAUCAGUGCUGAUGUUUAUACUUCCAAGCAAGUUCCUCAUGAGUGUAUGUAUUAUAUAAAUCACACUAUUUUUUAGUAAUAAUUUUCUGACAAUUCAAAUGUUUAAAUCAUGAAAUUUGUUUUGAGACUGCCUUGUGAAACUGCAUUAGUCACAUGUACUUACUAUAACACCAAAGAUCAUUUUCCUAAUUAAGUUUUCAAAAUAAAAAUAUGAGGUGACAAGAAGUCUUUUUGAAUGAUUAUCUGCAUUUUUAUUGUAUAUAACACUGAAGUAAUAAAUGUUACAAAACAGCAAACAAAAACAGCUUUUUUAAAAAAAAAGUUUACUUUGUAAAUAUUUAGAACAAAAGCUGAGAAUGACUGCGAAUCACAUUUAAAAAAAAAAAAAAA
This is a messenger RNA of Pomacea canaliculata, 2786 nucleotides long. Its product is annotated as conditioned medium factor receptor 1-like. Lineage: Eukaryota; Metazoa; Mollusca; Gastropoda; Architaenioglossa; Ampullariidae. Gene Ontology annotation, molecular function: oxidoreductase activity, acting on the CH-CH group of donors, NAD or NADP as acceptor; FAD binding. The record is from RefSeq and is a predicted model, not a curated record. The coding region runs from base 138 to 1574 and encodes 478 amino acids. The transcript is spliced from 10 exons.